CCCUGGUCCCUUUGAACAUACAGUGCUGGCCUUUGGGAGGGCAGGGCCAGGGAACCUGGAAGGUAGCCUGUUGUGCAGAGGUGGCAGCUGCUUGUCCUGUGAGUGUCUGGGACCUGGAAAGAAGGACCCCCGAGGCCUGGGCUUUGGGGGUCUCUGCCAGGCUCCUGCCCGCUCUCCGUCCUGUUCCAUGCUUGUGCCUCCCUGUCUCAAGAGUGCCCAGCCAUCUCGGGGACCUGAAGGAACCAAAGAACCAGCCUGUGGGAAGCUCAGCAGAACUUGGGACUCCCAGCCGCGAGAGCGUACCGGGAGUGGGCGGAGCCGGCUCCAAGCGCGAAAGAUGGCUGAGGUAGCUGCUGUCUUGGCUUCUGGCUCUCCCGGCGAUUUCUGCGAAGACGACGGUGACAGCCGUGUGUUAAAGGCGGCCUUGGAGGUGUUCGGGAAGCUGAAGGACCUGAACUGCCCUUUGCUGGAGGGUCUAUACAUCACAGAACCAAACACGAUCCAUGAACUGCUGUGUACGCCUUCAAAGUACCGCUUAGAGAUCCUGGAGUGGAUUUGUACACGGAUCUGUCCCUCUAUGCAGGACAAGUUCAGCUCACUGAAGGGGGCCCCGGUGGAGGCAAAGAUCCAAGAGAUGGUGAAACUAGGCCAUGAGCUGAUGCUGUGUGCGCUUGAUGACCAGGAGCUGGUUAAGGGCUGUGCCAGUGCCCGGAAGCAGCUGCGGUUCAUGGGCCAGAUGCUUGAUGCCAUGCAGAGCCUGGCUGCUGGAUGUUCCCGCUACUCCAGUGUGAAGGAGCAUGUCGAGGACACUGUCGAGAAGAAUGAGAUAAUGCUGGCUGAACUCUUCUCUGGCACAAACGUGGACGCACUUCUGAACUCUGAGUUGGAGCUGUGGCCCCUGGACGUGCAACCUGCCCUUGAGGGUCAGAGUGCUGAGUGUGAAGGGGCUGGCCCCUUGGCCCAGUUGGAACAAGAAAAGGUGGCAGAACUGGCCAGGCAGCUGCAGGAGGGUGCGGCCAGGCUGUGGGCACUCAGGACCGAGAGCCUGGAGCAAUACAAGAUCGGGGAGGCUGUAGGUGGUGCCGACACCAGCAUGCUGGAGCAGAAGCUGCGCCUGGUCAUCUCUGACUUCCACCAGCUGGUCCUGGCCUUCAUCCAAGUCUAUGACGACGAGCUGGGGGCGUGCUGCCAGCGCCCGGCCCCCGACCUCCACCCAUGUGGCCCCGUCAUCCAAGCCGUGUACCACACUCUCACUUCCUGUAGCCAACUGUUGCAAGCAGUUGUGGAAGUCACGGACGCCUCUGGGGAGGCCGUGGAUGCGGCGGCGCGGCAGGAGAACGAGCCGAUCUGUUGGGACAGCAGCAGCUCCAUGACGAGCCUAGCCACCAAAAUAGAAGAACUAACACAGAAAUACCAGGUCUUCAACGACAGCCUGCAGGAGGGCAUGGGAUAGUGUGGGGCUGCAGCCUUCAG
Molecule: messenger RNA, 1473 nt
Organism: Octodon degus (degu)
Lineage: Eukaryota; Metazoa; Chordata; Mammalia; Rodentia; Octodontidae
Gene: Haus7
Product: HAUS augmin like complex subunit 7
Exons: 12
Coding region: 188-1453 (421 amino acids)
Biological process (GO): centrosome cycle; spindle assembly
Cellular component (GO): HAUS complex
Molecular function (GO): microtubule minus-end binding
Source: RefSeq, a predicted model, not a curated record